Molecule: messenger RNA, 6514 nt
Organism: Athalia rosae (coleseed sawfly)
Lineage: Eukaryota; Metazoa; Arthropoda; Insecta; Hymenoptera; Athaliidae
Product: zinc finger protein 423-like
Exons: 2
Coding region: 401-6244 (1947 amino acids)
Biological process (GO): regulation of transcription by RNA polymerase II
Cellular component (GO): nucleus
Molecular function (GO): DNA-binding transcription factor activity, RNA polymerase II-specific; RNA polymerase II transcription regulatory region sequence-specific DNA binding
Source: RefSeq, a predicted model, not a curated record
AAGCGUUGGUUGGUAGGAAGGUGUUUGGCCGCUAUACAUGGGGCCGUGUAUUAUGUAGGCUUUCAUCGCUAUAUUCCCCAUAUAUUUAUGUUUAGUUUAGCCUUCUUCAUUAUUAUUGCAUAUAUGUUUUCGUAGUGUAUUGAGUAAAAACGGAAAGUUUCUGUUGCCUCUAUGUGUGACAGCUGUGUGACAAAUUCAACAGAUAUAAAAAUGAUAUUAGUGUAUUUUUCUAAUAAUACACCAAGUACAUAACCUAGAAUAGAUUUUUAAAGUCGAUACAGUACUGCCAAACUAACAAGACUAAGACUAGUAACAUUUGUACUCAGAAGAACUCCGUUUUGUUGGAAAUUUUUUUUCGAAAGUUGACAACUAGGUUCUCUUUUUAUGUUUGAAUAUCACUAUGGCUCGAUCUAUUGCAUAUGAGAGAGUAUUAGAUGCCAAGAUUUUGUGGGGUGAUGAAAAUUCCGAUAUUCGAUCAAAGCGAGGCGAACCAUUGAAAAUAAAACAAGAACCAGAAGAUGCAGUUGUUGAAAACGACGAAACUGAGAUGGUUGAUGAAAGACCAUGUGUCUCUUCAGUCCACAAUAAUAAGACUAUCAAAUUUCAAGCCAAUGGUGAUUCGAUGAAAGCACCUGGCACAAGCCACACGAAGUCUGAUCCAAAACUGAUAUCAAAAAUUCAUGAUUCUUUGACAAACACUGACGAUAACUGUAACACUGUUGGGAAAAAAAGAAAAAGGGUCAGCAGCGAAGAACCCGUAACACACGGAGCAUCGAACGCAGAGAAGAGAUUCAAACCUAAGGAGAGCAAGCUUUUAAAAAAUUCAUCGUCAUCGUCAAAAUUUCAAAAAGUUCGUAAAAGUGUUAAAUUUCGUUUAAUUAGUACGAAUAAUCAUUUGAAGACGCGCAUGAAAAGGGAUAUCACAAAUAAGACUGCUACAAGUUUGCGAAAAGGUGUUAAUGAAUCGAGGAAUAACGUGAUUCAUAAAUGUGAAGAUUGUGGUAUGUCCUUCCGAAAUGCUAAAACCCUGCGAGUGCAUUUGUCUUAUUACUCUGCUAGUGGUUCUUUUCAGUGUGACUUGUGUAAUGCAAGUUUUAGCAAAAAUGAAUUGCUAUUAAAACAUGUCAAACGUGCGCAUUCUGUAACACCGAAUGGGACAUUGUCUAAACAUAAAUGUACGUUUUGUACAGCUUGUUUUAGUGUAAAGAACUCAUUGAUUCAACAUAUAUUGCAUUCACACAAGAAACCAAUUGCUGAUUCAGAUGAUUCAAUUGAAGAAGGUACGAGGGACAAUUCGCUGUCGGAAAAGUUGCAAAUUCAAAAAAAUAACCGUAACAAUGGCUCACAAAAAAAUACUGACAAUGUCGCGACAACGUUGAACAAUAUUCGUCAAAUUGAUGCCGAUGACGCCAAAUAUAAGACUUCUAAAGUGAAACAAGACAAGAAGAAUCGCGAAAGCAGACUUGGCAAUCGUCAUUUUGAUGGAAGCGCUGGAAAAUCAACACACUCGUCACCCGUGAUUUUAGCAGAUACCGACAAUAAAGAACCCAUCGUUGAUACUCCAAAUAUGGAACCUUCAGCGCUGAAGGUAAGUCGGAAGACAAGAAUAGUUGAAAAAACUACGCGGAAGAAGGUUCUCACGAGAGAAUACGAAAAUGAUGAAACGAAGAGUCCGAAGAUGCGAAGCAUGCCGCUUCGACGAACCAGAAGCAGGUCAUUCAAAGACGAGCAAUUGGAAUCGGUUUUAAUGAAUAAAGAAAAUAUUAAAAAUUCAACAUCAGAAGGUAAUAAGGCUUCUGUAUCAAAUCCUUGCGAAAGCUCGUCGAGAUCAGUAUCUCUUGAGACACCAAGUUCUAAGCCGGAUGAUGACCGGAAUGAUUCGAAUACUCUGAUGUUACCUUUAAAAAAAACUACAACUCGCGGCAAUCGUAGUCCCAAGGAAAAUUCUGGUAAAGACAAAGUUGAGAACGUUUGUGGAUACUGUGCGAAAUCAUUCCACGAAAGUUCUUGUCUGGGUUCAAAUUGUAGAUGGAAAAAUGUAAAACCCAAGCCAAUUAACUGUAUUUUAUGCGAUCAGGCAUUUAGUCAUGAACUCGAUUUAAUUGACCAUUAUAUCUCAAUCCACCUUAAGUCCGUUAGUGGUAUCAUCGAAUGCUGUGUGUGUCACGUUCCUGUAUUUGGUAUCGCCAAAAUGAAAGCUCACUUGAGUAAUCAUCAUCGAAGAUUAGAAAAACAACAUAUCAAAAAAUUUUGUCGGAAAUGUAACCGAAACAUUGGUAUCCUUUGUCUGCGGAAAUAUUGCUUCAAAUGCAAGCCCCUCAGAUACCCGGAAACAUCGAAGGUGGGAUCACACGACAUUCAAGAUAAACAGCAAUUGUCUGAUAGUUCCCCACUCGUUCCAGUAUUGAAUGAUAACACGAGAACGUGUUCUAGUCUGCGUUUCAACGAAAAUGUGAAAUGUACCGAUUGUGUUCGCGUGUUUCAGGACGAUGAUCAAUUAAAAAAUCACCAAUGUAUUCCGCAUAGUACACUCAAGUGUACGGAACAAAACAAGGCUAGAGAUAUUUUAAAAGUAACUCAUGUUAGGACCGUAAGGCGCAUUAAGCCAAUCCGGAAGUUAACUUGUAAUAAAAAUGUCAGGCUCAAGUCUUCUUCUAGAAAUGAAGAAAUCGUCAAGUCAGAAAAGCAUUGUAAACACGAUAAGCAAUGCGUUAGAAGAUCGCUUAUCGGUAAGAGGUCCGAGCUUCUCGCAAGAGUUACGAACAAUCUGCUUUCUAAACAUAGAAGAAAACCACGACAAUUUUAUGACAACAAAUGUAAUGUGUGCGGACUGAAUUGUUGUUGUAUCAAUAGUUUGAAACUUCAUGAAAAACGUUAUUCGAUAUGGGGUAAGAAUACUUGUAACAUAUGUGGACUCAGAUUCGCAUUGAAAACCAUGUUACUAACGCACAUGAAAUCAGCCCACAAUCCGAAAAUAUUACCAUUCCAUAGAGUAAGAUGUGAGAUUUGCAAGCAGGGUUUUUACAAUAAGAAAUUUUUGAGAAUCCAUCUCUCACAUUUCCAUAACAUCAAAUAUUAUCAAUGUCAAAUCUGUAAAUUAAGAUUCGAUAAUGCGAAACGUUUGGAUAAGCACAUGCGGUACUACUCGAAAACUUUGGGACCACGUUCAAUUUGUAAUGCUUGCGGCGAAACAUUCGAAUGUAAAUAUAUGCUUAGAUAUCACCAGACCCAGGCACAUGAUGUCAAAAAACUCAAGUCAUUCAAGCAUUGUUGUGACAUUUGUAAUUGCACAUUCCCGGACGAAUUGUUAUUACAAGCACAUAUCGGACACUUUCACACCGCACGGGAAAUAAAAGUUGAUGCAUUGAUGAAGACUGAACAAAAUUCAUCAAAUCCAUUAUCUGAUCGGAUUUUCGAGGUGAACAAGUUUGUAUUAAAAUUUCAAGACAGUAGUGACAAUCAAGAUAUGAUCAAAGGCAACGAAAAAUGUGAAAACAAAAUCAUUGAUGAAUCGACACCGGCGACGACUUGGACUCAUACUUUACCUGAAUACAAAUGCACUACUUGCAAAAUGAGUUUUUAUGAUCCAUAUGAUCUGCUCAACCACGAAUGGGAGUUUUCCAACGAAGGUAAGGAGGAAUGCGAUGUUUGCGAAAGAAAAUUUGUGAAGAGCCAUCAUCUGAUGACUCAUAAACUUAAACAUACCCGAGAUGACAAUGAAAUGAUUUAUGAGCACGAAUGCAACAUUUGUCACGAAGAUUUUACGUCAUUGGAACAAUUGAAAAUUCACGGAUUGCAUCUGCAUGGUCCUCAGUUCAGUUGGAAGAAGGAAUCAGAAACGACUGCAAACGUAUUAAAUAAUCCGAAAACAAUAAACGGAGAGGGGGUCGUUUUAUUCUUCCGAAAGAUCGGGCUCAACCGUAAAGUGCCAGCUAAACUAUCAUCGUCUCGUUGUGAUUAUUGUAAGCAAAUUUUCAACGAUGAUAUUUCAUUGGAUGUUCACAUGAGAAAACAUGCUUAUCAGGCAUAUUACACAAAUUCAUCAAAAUACCUUUGUCUCAUUUGUAAGCACAAAUUUCGUACUAACGACGUUUUAAGAGCACACGUUAUACAUGAUCAUACGUUCGAUUGGAAGGAUUCAAAUAGCACUGAACCCUCGACCGAACCUGAAACAGAUUGCUCGAAGAAUUCUCAUAACGUCAGUACUGAACCCAAUGAUCAUUCUGAUGGUACAUCGCAUCACAUCUCGGCGAUCGUGGAUUAUGCUGAAAAUCAGAAAACAAAUCCAAAUAGUCAACUGUGUCAAGAUGGACAGACGAAAAAACAAGCCAUUGAUAGUGAUGUUCAGUCAGAUUCGUUACUAUCACUGAAAGGUGAAUCUCAAUACGUCAUUUACUCGGAAUCAAUCGAAUGUGACAUUUGCCUGGAAAAAUUUGACACUCAACAGUCUUUGAAGAAUCACGAUAAAUCUUGCCUCCUCAGGGAUAGACUCAAAUGCACCAUGUGCAACGCUGAGUUUCUGAGCAAGAAUUCUGUUCUAUUGCAUGAGAGAAGAAUUCACGGAGGCGAAUCGAGGGGAAAACCAGCACAAUCAUCGGGAAAUGAGAAUUCAAUAGAGGAAACUGAAAACGCUUUGGUAUUGCCAACCAAAUUAUCUAUAGAUCAACAGUUACUGAAAAUUGGAAGAGUGAGGGUGAAACCGCCCCCCGAUACAUCACUGAUAUCGAAAAAUAAAGAGAAAUAUCACCGAAACGAAGGACGGCAGCGGAGAGUAAAAUAUUUGAAGAAACGUGAAGGGGAUUUAUUGGAAGAAUUUAACGUUUCAAUAGCCAAUAACGAUUCAAUAAUCCAAGGCGAAGGAAAUGGAAGACCUCAUCAGAUCUUGGUUGAUAAGAUAGGAACGGAAAAUCAAUUUACCAACAAUAGGCAAAAUAAAACUACCGAACAGAAAAAAAAAUCUGGGCCUUCUGCUCGUGACCUUCGUCCAGGUAAUUCAAUCCCUCGAAUUGGCCUUCUGAAAAAAAAUACGGAAAAUCGUAAAACAGGAGAACAUCUUGCCAUCACUAGUGAAGAUUCAAUGUGCGUCCAGCCUAGCUCAACAACCACCCUAUCUAAGGACGAAAAAAGUAAAAAAUCGCGAAAAAGAGGGAAAGCGAAUCCUCCGGAAAGUUCAGUUGAUCAAUUGUCACUUCAACCUGCGUUGAAUUCUGCUGAUUAUAAUCUUGGUAGUCGUGUUAAAAAUACUACUAUCAAAGUAGUGCAAACUUCAAACCAAGUACUGCCGUCUGGUAGAAAUUUUUUUGAUGAAAAUCAAAAACAGCUCACAAGUAUUAAACCGAGUGUGGGCUGCAGUGCGGUGGUUUCCGAACAGCAGACCGUUCAUCUGAAUCCGAAAAUCAGUAACACGAACGAUGCUAAAAUUAAAAAUACCAAUCUAGUGAAAUUAUUUCCCAAUAUUGAUACAAAAGUUUCCGGUACUGAUGACUAUUCGAUCACAUAUAGUUCCUACAGAAUAGAAGUAAGUCCUAAUACCGAUAAGAUUAGCAAUUCAAAUAUUUUGUGUCAAUCGGCGACUGUAUCAUCGUCGUCCAAUAACUCGGAACAAAAUGGCGAGGCUUCUGGUACCACGUUACCACAAUCAUUAAACCAUGAGGAUGCUCCCUCUAGUAAAACACAUACAUGGAAGUUUGUCUCUGCCGUUUGUUGCAGUUAUUGCAAAUUAUUAUUCUCCGAAAGAAUCAAAUUAGUGGAACAUAUGAAGUCACACAGAUCGGAAAACCAGGCUUCAACCGGUGGUCUAUCAUUAUCCGACAAAGAUGUAGUUUCUAAACGCACGAAUGAACAGAAAUGUUCGGUAUGUAAAAAAUGCAAGGUAUCAUUUUUUCCAAGAAGCGCAGACACUCCCUCUCCCGAAACUGACAAAUAUUGUUCAGACUGUAGAACAGUCUCACCAUUGCCUGUUAAAAAGAUGAAAAAUCGUUCUGGACUACGUUCCAUGACGUGUAGUCUGUGUAUGAAACCAUUUAAUUCUGUUACCGAGGUAAUGAACCACUUCAAACUGGAACACUUGAAAUUUGUUUGCGGUAUUUGCGAUUUCAGAUCUCUUGGUGAAAAACUUUUGCUCACCCACAUGCGGCAUCAUACCGCAAACAGAUCUACUAUCGAACCGAUUCCAUGCAACACUUGUAAAAAAUACUUCUUAGGGGUUUCGGAUCUUGCGAAACAUGAAUCAUCUCAUUCAUAGGAAAUUCAAUAAUAAUUUUUAUGGAUUCUUAAUAUUUAUUAUUAUCGAUACGAGACCUUAUGUAUAAACACACUUUUCAUGAACAUGUUUGUGAAUAUUCACGCGUCCAAUCCAUUAAAAUCGAACAUUACCUCGGCAUCGGCUUUUCGAAUUGAGUUCUGGAUCAUAAGUGUGUCGUCUAUUUUUUUUCACUCUGUUCUCGAUGCAACAAAGCGAUCACUAAUUAUUGUUCAUUAGUCCUUAUUAUUAUUAUUAUUAUUAUUAUUAUUA